Messenger RNA from Colletotrichum phormii, 1665 nucleotides. RefSeq names its product family 47 glycosyl hydrolase. Bases 1 to 1665 code for a protein of 554 amino acids. The transcript has a single exon. Lineage: Eukaryota; Fungi; Ascomycota; Sordariomycetes; Glomerellales; Glomerellaceae. Gene Ontology annotation, biological process: carbohydrate metabolic process; mannose trimming involved in glycoprotein ERAD pathway. Gene Ontology annotation, molecular function: calcium ion binding; mannosyl-oligosaccharide 1,2-alpha-mannosidase activity. Gene Ontology annotation, cellular component: endoplasmic reticulum; membrane. The record is from RefSeq and is a predicted model, not a curated record.
AUGACGGAACAAGACGAAACAUACUUCUGGCGGACCGUCAAAGUCCACCACCCGGCCCCGGAACCCCUCCGCCAACUGCCCGCCGUCCCCUCCGUCCGCUUCCCCCAAGUCCAAGCCCAUUUCCCGCCCGAGACGAGCACCCAACGCCGCGUCCGCGAAGAACGCCAACGGACUGUCAAGAAAGCGUUUCAAAAAGCCUGGACAUCGUACCGGAAACACGCCUGGCUCUCAGACGAACUGACCCCCGUCUCAGGCGGCCGCCGGAAUACGUUCGGAGGCUGGGCCGCGACCCUCGUAGACUCCCUCGACACCCUUUGGAUAAUGGACAUGAAGUCCGACUUUAAUGAAGCCGUCACCGCCGCUGAGACUAUCGACUUCACGCACACCGACCUCGACGACAUCAACGUCUUUGAAACAACCAUCCGCUACCUAGGCGGCUUCCUCUCGGCCUUUGACCUCUCAGGCGACGUCCGCCUCCUCCGGAAAGCAGCCGAGGUCGGCGAGAUGCUCUACAAAGCCUUUGACACGCCCAACCGCAUGCCCAUCACCCGCUGGAAAGUCGGCGAUGCAGCCCGCGGUGACGCACAGAACGUCGGGAACGGUGCCCUGGUAGCGGAGAUCGGCAGCCUCUCUAUGGAAUUCACGCGUCUCUCAAUACUAACCGGUGAUCCAAAGUACUGGGACGCAACACAACGCAUCAUGGAAAUCUUCGAACGGCAGCAGAACAAAACCAACAUCCCAGGCCUCUGGCCGCUCGUCGUAAACCCAAAAGACGAGGUCUUCAACCAAGGCGACGACUUCACCCUCGGCGCAAUGGCCGACUCCCUCUACGAAUAUCUCCCCAAGAUGUCCGCCCUCGUAGGCGGACGCAGCGGGAUGUACAAGUCCAUGUACGAAGCCGCCGUCAAACCCGCCAUCGAACAUAACCUCUUCCGGCCCAUGACGCCCACCAACGAAGACAUCCUCAUCGCGGGGCAGGUACACUCCCGCGAGACGAACGGCCUGCGCACCAUUGAACAGGAGCCCCAGGGCCAGCACCUCGUCUGCUUCAUGGGCGGGCUUCUCGCGCUGGGCGGGAAACUCUUCAACCACCCCGACGAAGUAUCCGUAGCGAGGAAGCUCGUCGACGGGUGCGUGUACGCCUACAAAUCCUUCCCACACGGCAUCAUGCCAGAGACGUUUUACAUGGUCCCCUGCCCCUCCAAAGCCAAAUGCACCUGGGACGAAGCCCUCUACAAAAAACACGUCCUCGAGCGCGCAGAAAGGAAGGAGGACGACGACGAGGUCCUCACAGCAGACGAAAUCAUCAAAAAGGACCGCCUCGUCCCAGGAUUCUCUGCCGUCCCGGAUCGUCGCUAUAUUCUUCGCCCCGAGGCGAUAGAGAGCGUGUUUAUCAUGUACCGCACCACCGGCGACGCGAGCUUGCUAGACUCCGCGUGGGACAUGUUUUCGUCCAUUGACAACGCCACGAGCACGGAGCUGGCGAAUACGGCGGUGUGGGAUGUUACUGCUGAGGGGCGGCCUCCGCAGUCGGAUUCGAUGGAGUCGUUUUGGAUGGGGGAGACGUUGAAGUAUUUCUAUCUCAUCUUUAGCGAGCCUAGGUUGGUGAGUUUGGAUGAGUUUGUGUUCAAUACUGAGGCGCACCCUUGUAGACGGUGGAAAUAA